AUGAUAACAGGUUUAGCUAGGCUAUCUUCUGGUUCCAGUAACGAUCCACCCACAGUUAUUAACAAAGACACUGAUGCAAUCAAGAGAGCUGCAGAUCAGCAUCACUGUAUUCAGCUGCUGAAGAGAGAAUCUCAGGAGCAAGAGGUGUCGUUUUUCACAAUGAGGUUUCUAAUCAUACUGUCACUACUUUUGAUCAAUGGCAAAAUAAUCGAUGGACAAACUUCAGCUCUCUCAGAUCCUACAACUUCUAUCUCUGAUCCAUGCUAUGAUUAUAGCAUUAUUGAUGAUUACUGGAGAGACAUACACCUACGUUCAUAUCAAGACUAUGGACAGGAUGACACUCUUGUAGAAUGGAGUGGCUGGUAUCGGCUGUAUCUGAAUGGAGAAAGUGCUCAGAUGUCUGAGUGGUGUGUGAGUCAUGUGGGAUGUGGUGGUGAAACUGGACUGUAUCUCAGUGGUUCUCAUCCAACACUUGAUGAUGGAGUUGUGACCCGGGAGGUUUCGGGAACUUAUUUAUUGUGGUGGUGGUUGUCUUCUAAGAGUGAGAGCUACAGUUCCACACCCAUUCGAAUUAAAGCUUGUUCAGGAAACUAUUAUGUCUAUGAGUUUGUCCAACCCAAUGUAUCAAUCCCCAGGCCAACAUACUGUGCAGUUGCUUUCCAAAGCCUCAGCAGUGAUCCCUGCUACAACUAUCAGCAUCUGGAUCGUCCCUGGAGAGCCAACAAUGAAAGUGGAGAUUACAUUUGUGAUGAAACUCUUGCCUGGGGUGGUUGGUACCGGCUUUUCUACUAUGGAAUGAACAUCCAGAUGCCAGAGACCUGUGUUAGUACAACAUACUGUAACGCAGGCAUCUCUCUGUCCCUCAAUGGUUCUCACCCUCAGAUAGAGGAUGGAGUGGUGACCAGAGAGGUCUGUGGGGAAGCUUAUUUGAAAGGUUGCUGUCUUUACAAGUCAAAACCCAUCAGAGUGAAAGCAUGCCCAGGCAAUUAUUAUGUCUAUGAACUUGUAAAUCCAAUAUUUGGUUGUUCAGGAUACUGCACAGAUGUUAACACCAUUUCACAGGCGGUUUCUACUGAAAGUCCAGUUAUAAUCACUGAAUCCAGCCUCACAUUAAAUUAUGACCCGUGCAAUAACUACAACAUACUCGACAACGGGAGAAGCACACUUAUUUACUGGCAUAUGUUUGGACCUGGAAGUGCACUUGAUGACAUUCUUAUAGAAUGGGACGGCUGGUAUCGACUCUUCAUGAAUGGCUUGAGUACUGAGAUGCCUGAGUGGUGUGCAUCAUUUAUGUCAUGUGGAGGUUUUAGUGGUCUGUGGCUUGGUGGAUCUCAUCCUCGUCUGGAAGAUGGUGUUGUUACUCGUGAAGUUUACGGCUCUCGCUAUGAUCAGUGCAGUUACUACAGAUCUGAACCAAUCCAAGUCAAAGCUUGUCCUGGAAAUUAUUAUGUCUACAAAUUUACCAGACCAACUGUUUCAAUCCCAGCUCCUAAAUACUGUGCAGUACCUUUCACCACCCUAAGUGUUGACCCCUGCUACACCUACACCAGUCUGGAUGAGCCUUGGAGAGCCACUGAUUAUUCUAACACAGGCGUGUGUGAUUAUAAUGUGGAGUGGAAUGGCUGGUACAGGAUGUUCUACAAUGGUCAGAGCACUCGGAUGCCAGAAUCAUGUGUUAAUCAAGGCAUGUGUGGGACGCAAUCCCCACUGUGGCUCAAUGACUCUCACCCACAGCUGGAAGAUGGAGUGGUCCUCCGUCAGGUCUGUGCUUCCACGUGGAGUGGUUGUUGUGGUUACACAUCCCACCCUAUAAGAGUCAAAGCCUGUCCUGGAAAUUACAAUGUUUAUGAGUUUGUCAAACCAAUGUUUUGCUCAGUUUACUGUGUAGAUACCACAGGUCUUAAUGAGACAUCUACAACAGAGACAAUCCCACCCAUAGAUUCCUUAACUCUGCCCAUCACUAACACUGAUUUGGAAGAUUGUUCUGAACUCAACUGCUCAGAGGAUGAGUGGUGUGGGAAGAAAAAUGGUGUCUAUGGCUGUUUAUGUAAUGACGACUUACCUAGACCACAAUCUGACUCUUUUGACUUCUCAGAGAGCUGUGAAAGCAGCUCUGGCUCCAUGUCUGUGUCUCGCUGUCAGCUCUUUGAGGCUGGUUUUCCAGCUGACGUCUUACACCUCAAUGAUCCCAGCUGCAGAGGAACAGUCCGGAAUGGCAGAGUGGAAUUCCAUUUUGAUAAUGAUGAACAUAUCUGUGGCACAAAUCUUCUGGCCAACGGCACCCACUUCAUCUACAGUAACUAUAUUCUGGGGACACCGAGGUCAGAAGGUCUCAUCAGCAGAGAGAAAAUCCUCAAGCUUUCUUUCAGCUGUGCUUAUCCUCAAACACAAACACUUUCCAUGAAUGUGGAAAUCAAUCCACUGGAGAGCAUUGUGCACAAGACUCUUCCCGCUGGAGAAGGCAGAUAUCAGGUUCGGAUGAUUCCAUAUGAGGAUGAUGAGUUUACUCGGCCCUUCACUGGUAGAGUGGAUGCAGAGCUGGACCAGAAGAUGAAUGUGGAAGUGCGUGUCGAGGGGGUUGACAGCCGUCAGUUUGCUCUGGUGAUGGACACGUGUUGGGCUACACCUGAGAAUGAUCCUGAUUACAGUCUCCGCUGGGAUCUCAUCCUCACAGAGUGUCCCAAUCCAAAUGAUGACACAGUGGAGCUGCUGCAGAACGGCGUCUCGACAUCCAGCCGUUUCUCCUUCAGGAUGUUCAUCUUCACUGCAAACUCCACUAAACUUUACCUGCACUGCGCUGUUCACCUGUGCCUUCUGUCAAGCAAUCGCUGCUCAACGGACUGUAACUCUGAACAUCAGUGGAGAGAGCGCAGGUCUCUGGACUUCCAUGACAGUGCUUCCAUAUCCCUGGGUCCUCUGAUGUUGUCUGAAGGAAGCACAGAAAAAUGGAUCCUAGAGCAAGUGAAGGCAUCGGAGGCUUCUCGUCUGUGUGCUUCUCUGAUGCUGUUACUUGCUCCUCUGAUGAGUUCCCUGAACCUCUUUUAGUUAAACUCAAAAGGUGCAACAUUUUACACAUAUAUUGCCAAUUUAAUUACUGUAGAACUAACGGCACCCUGGUUUUGUGGUUUCUUUAUUUCGUAACUGUUAUUUUAUGUUCCGAAUGAAUUGCUAUUUAACAAUACAUCAAUUGUUAUGCAUACUGCAUGCAUUGCAACAACAAUCAGUUUGUUUAUUUAAAUCAUUCCAAAACAUAAUUGGGAUAUUCCUGUUCUGGGGUUCUUUUUUGAUUAUUUAACUUCUAUAAAGGGCUGAUUUUCACACUAGUGCAACUAAAAUAUGUGAUAUGAUAGUAGGAAUCUAACAUGUCUCGCAUUUCUUAAAAAUUAUGUUUAGUAUGUCAUCCAGUAUAUAUGAAUAUAAUUUUGUCUUUCAGUAAAAAUAUAAGAAAGAUUAAUGAUCAUCAUCAUGC
Molecule: messenger RNA, 3469 nt
Organism: Carassius auratus (goldfish)
Lineage: Eukaryota; Metazoa; Chordata; Actinopteri; Cypriniformes; Cyprinidae
Exons: 16
Coding region: 1-3045 (1014 amino acids)
Source: RefSeq, a predicted model, not a curated record